AUGGACGCACUUCUGCUCCAAAGAGAUGAGGCCACGCGCGAUCGCGUGCGCCAGGCCUUAGAGUUCCUUGAUCCGCGUGACCAACAUGCACGGAGUUACAAAUCCGACAUUAUUUUGAUGCUCCAGAGGAACCAGCGUAGGCUUGUCGUUAAUAUCGACCAUGUCCGCGACCACAAUCCCGAGAUCGCCGAGGGCCUUUUGAAUGACCCGUUCGACUACAUCCUGGCCUUCGACCACGCCCUCAAGGAGAUUGUCAAGACGAUACCCCGAGCGCGACCCGACCAGCUCGACGACGAUGUGCUGUACUACUGUGCCUGGGCCGGGAGCUUCGGCCUGAACGCAUGCAACCCGCGGACGCUGUCGUCGCAGCACCUCAACAGCAUGGUCUCGAUCGAGGGGAUCGUCACACGGUGCUCCCUGAUCCGGCCCAAGAUCGUGAAGAGCGUACACUACACCGAGGCAACAGAGAAAUGGCAUUUCAAGGAGUACCGCGACCAGACCAUGACCAAAGGCGUUACCACGACGAGCGUCUACCCGACCGAAGACCAGGAGGGCAACCCGCUGAUGACCGAGUACGGCCUGUGCACAUACCGGGACCACCAAACCAUCUCGAUCCAGGAGAUGCCGGAGCGGGCUCCGGCUGGCCAGUUACCCCGAGGUGUGGACGUGAUCCUGGAUGACGACCUAGUCGACAAGGUCAAGCCGGGAGAUCGCGUUCAGCUCGUGGGCAUCUAUCGCACGCUGGGUAACCGGAACACGAACCACAACAGCGCGCUUUUCAAGACAGUUUUGCUGGCCAACAACAUCGUGCUGCUUUCGACCAAGUCGGGCGGCGGAGUGGCCACUGCAACCAUUACUGACACUGAUAUUCGCAAUAUCAACAAAAUCGCCAAAAAGCAGAAGCUGUUUGACCUGCUAUCGCAAUCGCUAGCACCGAGUAUCUACGGGCACGACUAUAUCAAGAAAGCGAUCCUACUCAUGCUGCUCGGUGGUAUGGAGAAGAACUUGGAGAACGGCACGCAUCUGAGAGGUGAUAUCAACAUCCUGAUGGUUGGUGAUCCCUCGACGGCCAAGUCCCAGCUGCUCCGUUUCGUGCUCAACACGGCCCCUUUGGCGAUCGCCACCACCGGUCGUGGGUCUUCGGGUGUCGGUUUGACAGCUGCCGUCACCUCCGACAAAGAGACGGGUGAGAGGCGACUGGAGGCCGGUGCCAUGGUCAUGGCCGACCGCGGUGUGGUGUGCAUUGAUGAGUUCGACAAGAUGUCGGAUAUCGACCGAGUGGCCAUCCACGAAGUCAUGGAGCAGCAGACCGUCACGAUCGCCAAGGCAGGCAUUCACACAUCUCUCAACGCCCGCUGCAGUGUCGUCGCGGCCGCCAACCCCAUAUUUGGCCAGUAUGACACCCACAAGGACCCGCACAAGAACAUUGCCCUCCCCGACUCGCUGCUGUCACGUUUCGAUCUUCUCUUUGUUGUGACCGAUGACAUUGAAGACACCCGAGACAGGCAGGUAUCCGAGCACGUUCUCCGUAUGCACAGGUACCGACAGGCUGGCACCGAAGAUGGCGCGCCGGUGCGGGAGAACGCCGGUCAGGCGCUCAACGUGGCGCUCAACAACCAGACGGAGUCCCAACGGCCAACGGAAGUGUACGAGAAGUACGAUGUGAUGCUGCAUGCGGGCGUCAAGGGCACAGGACGGGGCUCCAACAAAAAGCCGGAGGUGCUCAGCAUCCCGUUCAUGAAGAAGUACAUCCAGUACGCCAAGACCCGUAUUAAGCCCGUCCUGACGCAGGAGGCGGCCGAUCGUGUCGCCGAUAUCUAUGUCGGCCUGCGCAACGACGACAUGGAGAGCAACCAGCGCAAAACCAGUCCCAUGACGGUGCGUACGCUCGAGACCCUUAUCCGUCUGGCCACGGCCCACGCCAAAUCACGGCUGUCGAACCGCGUCGAGGAGCGCGAUGCCGCCGCUGCCGAGUCUAUUCUCCGCUUCGCCCUCUUCAAGGAAGUCGUUGAAGAUGAAUCACGCAAGAAGCGCCGCAAGACUACCCGGCCGCUAAAUGACGACGACGGUGACGCUAGCUCGUCCGAUGGGGACUCGGACUCAGAUGGGGAUGAGGCGAACGGCACUGCCCGAGGCAGCACUGCGCGCACCAGCACCGCCCGGACCACGCGAACCUCCCAGAGGGCUGGUGCCAGCAGGGGUAACCGCGACGGAGAGCAAGAAGGGGAAAAUGGGGCAGACGAAGAAGAGGAGGAGGAAGACAUCUACAACGCUACCCCGCGCCGAACCACCCGCACCACCCGCCCAACAGCCUCUACCUCCCAACAACCGUCCUUCGCUUCCUCUGUCCCUGCUUCCCAGCUCCGUGGCAGCACCAACGGCGACGACGAGUUCACCUUGGCCUCCGGGACCGCCAACCUCUCCGUUUCUGCUCCCACCAACGACGAUGAAGGGGAAGAAGAAGAAGACCAACCAAUCAGCGAAGCACGUCUCGAAGUCUUCCGCCGUGCGUUGGGCCAACUGCUUAACACGGACCUGUUUGCCGACGACGAUCCGGCGGGCGUGGCCGAGGUGAUUGAGGCAGUAAACAACAAGAUCGGGGCCGGUGGCGCGAGGAGCCCCGCGAGGUUUGCGCGGCCAGAGACAGUCAAAGCCUUGCAGGAGAUGGAUGCAAGGAAUCAGAUUAUGUAUACGGAUGGUGAACUGGUGUACAAGAUCUAA
Dichotomopilus funicola is the source of this 2721-nucleotide messenger RNA. RefSeq lists its product as uncharacterized. Gene Ontology annotation, molecular function: single-stranded DNA binding; ATP hydrolysis activity; ATP binding. Gene Ontology annotation, cellular component: nucleus; MCM complex. Lineage: Eukaryota; Fungi; Ascomycota; Sordariomycetes; Sordariales; Chaetomiaceae. The transcript is spliced from 3 exons. The coding region runs from base 1 to 2721 and encodes 906 amino acids. Gene Ontology annotation, biological process: DNA replication; mitotic DNA replication initiation; double-strand break repair via break-induced replication. The record is from RefSeq and is a predicted model, not a curated record.